Molecule: messenger RNA, 2134 nt
Organism: Malurus melanocephalus (red-backed fairy wren)
Lineage: Eukaryota; Metazoa; Chordata; Aves; Passeriformes; Maluridae
Gene: EYA2
Product: EYA transcriptional coactivator and phosphatase 2
Exons: 17
Coding region: 5-1729 (574 amino acids)
Biological process (GO): positive regulation of DNA repair; cell differentiation; negative regulation of extrinsic apoptotic signaling pathway in absence of ligand
Cellular component (GO): nucleus
Molecular function (GO): protein tyrosine phosphatase activity
Source: RefSeq, a predicted model, not a curated record
GCACAUGCUCACUGCGCCCGCGGCGGGCGCGCACACUCCGCAGAGCCGCGGCUCCGCGCUGCACCGCCGGUAUAAGGAAAUGCUAGAUCUAGUGAUAUCACCCAGCCUGACUGUAAAUAGAGAGUGCCCUGACAGACUGAAGCUUAACCUUUCUCACAUUUAUGCCACGGCUCCAGAUGACAUAGAAGGUAGGUCAAAGCAAAUUUUUCUUAGUGUGUUUGAAGGUGAGUCAGGCAGCAGCAAAGCAGCACCGCAGUGUCCUCUCCAUCUGUACACCACAAAACAUUACCCCCAGAUAGUGGCAGUCCCACCCUUCCCAGCAAUGGCAGCGUAUGGACAGACCCAGUACAGCACAGGAAUCCAGCAGGCAGCAGCAUACACUGCCUAUCCUCCCCCAGGACAGCCCUAUGGGAUACCCUCCUACAGCAUCAAAACCGAGGACAGCCUGAGCCACUCUCCAGGACAGAGUGGAUUUCUCAGCUAUGGCUCCAGUUUCAGCACCCCGGCAGCGGGACAGGCGCCCUACACGUACCAAAUGCACGGCACAACAGGGAUUUACCAGGGAGCCAAUGGCCUGACAAAUUCUGCAGGAUUCGGUGCCGUGCAUCAGGAAUAUUCAUCGUACCCCAGCUUCCCCCAGAGCCAGUACUCGCAGUAUUACAGCUCAUCCUACAACUCCCCGUACGUGUCUGCCAACAGCAUCAGCCCCUCUGCCAUCCCCACCUCCACCUACUCCCUGCAGGAGUCCUCCCACAACAUCAGCAGCCAGAGCACAGAAUCCCUCUCUGGGGAAUAUUCAACAACACCAGCAAAAGAUAUAGAAACAGACAGACAUCACAGAGGGUCAGAUGGCAAGGUACGAGCCCGCUCAAAAAGAAGCAACGAUCCUUCCCCUACUGCUGACAGUGAGAUUGAGCGUGUGUUUGUGUGGGAUUUGGAUGAGACGAUAAUUAUUUUUCACUCCUUACUCACGGGAACCUUUGCAUCCAGAUAUGGGAAGGACACCACAACGUCUGUGCGGAUAGGUCUCAUGAUGGAAGAAAUGAUCUUCAACCUUGCAGAUACACAUCUGUUCUUUAAUGACCUGGAGGACUGUGACCAGAUCCACAUAGAUGAUGUGUCAUCAGAUGAUAAUGGUCAAGAUCUAAGCACGUAUAACUUCUCUGCGGAUGGCUUCCACAGUUCCAGCGCCAGCKCCAGCCUCUGCCUGGGCUCGGGGGUUCACGGCGGAGUGGACUGGAUGAGGAAAUUGGCGUUCCGCUACCGCCGCGUCAAAGAGAUGUACAACACCUACAAAAACAAUGUGGGCGGUUUAAUAGGAGCUCCUAAGAGGGAAACCUGGCUGCAGCUGAGAGCGGAACUGGAAGCGCUGACUGAUCUCUGGCUCACACACGCUCUGAAGGCGCUGAAUUUGAUACAUUCCCGGCCCAACUGUGUGAAUGUGUUGGUCACCACAACUCAGCUGAUACCAGCCCUGGCUAAAGUGCUUCUCUAYGGACUGGGCACUGUCUUCCCCAUUGAAAACAUUUACAGUGCAACAAAAACAGGGAAAGAGAGCUGUUUUGAAAGAAUAAUGCAGAGGUUUGGAAGGAAAGCCGURUACAUUGUAAUAGGAGAUGGUGUUGAAGAGGAACAGGGAGCAAAAAAGCACAACAUGCCCUUCUGGAGAAUCUCUUGUCACGCUGACCUGGAAGCUCUUCGGCACGCCUUGGAACUUGAAUAUUUGUAGCAGACCCCAACAUCUUAGCACUGGGAGGGCUUCACUCAGACUGUUCCAUCGGUUCCACCUAUUCCUCAGCAUUUUCUUAGUAAAAAAAAUCCCACAGCAACUGCAGUUUUUCUUUUUUUUGAAGGAGAACCCUUUCAGUGGAAGCCUUUAAGAACUUGCAGCCAAAGAACAUUGUCUCAAGUCCUCCUUACUUUGGACAGAGGAAAAUCCUCCUGAUCAGCUGCUGGGAUGCUGCAGUUGCAGGCUAAGCUGGAGGCAGAGCUCUAAUGGCCAUUUUGCCAUCAACAAGGCAACUGCUACAAGUCUGGGUCUCCCUGUCAGCGUUCUUGGUUUUGAAAGGGCAAGAGGACACAGCAAGGAGUCUGCACAAUCCAUCACAUCACACAGGACCUUCUGAMAAUAAGA